AUGGUAGCAGCAUUAUCAAAGCCAGCAAAUUAUAUCAUUUGCAGUAUUUUAUCAUUAAACUCAUCACACUUGUACGGAAAAGAAACUAAAAAGCCAAGUUUAUCAACAAUGUCCAACGUGCUAUUUAUAAGAAAACAGGGAUUUAAUUUAAAACCACGAGAAUUCUUGCGAAGCCUGAUGGUAGAAAGUCCCAUAUUACAAUCUUCAAAUAGUAAAAAUGUCCCAGUACGACCAAGUGCAAGUCAAAAUAACGGCAAUAAAAUCAGCAAUUUAUCGUCAGAUCGAAAGGUAAAGAAAAAAGUGCCUUUUGGAAGAAUGGGUGAAGUUACUCUUAUGUCUGUCUGCACACAAUGCAUUCAAUUAAUGCUCCUAUAUUCCCUUUUUUUCCCUGGAUGUGAUAAAACAAGGCUCCCACUGAUCACCGCCAGUGGUCUAUGCCUUAUGGACUGUUUUUUAAACUUUGCUUUGCGGAAAGUUUGUAACCACUACUUUUCUCCAAACCAUCUUAUCACACACUCUGAAUCACAAAAGCCUUUUGACUCACCAAAUUUUUUCAUUUAUUCUAUUUAUCAAGGAAGUCUAAGUGAACCACUUCACCUGAAUGAUUCUGAUCAAUAUCACCGCUCCAAACUGACAAAAAUUCUGCAAUACUUUUCUGCAAAAUCCUUGGUCAUCUGA
Molecule: messenger RNA, 678 nt
Organism: Echinococcus granulosus
Lineage: Eukaryota; Metazoa; Platyhelminthes; Cestoda; Cyclophyllidea; Taeniidae
Exons: 4
Coding region: 1-678 (225 amino acids)
Source: RefSeq, a predicted model, not a curated record